AAGAGGCCAGGUAAAAAGAGUGCUGGACGAUCCAUGAUCCAUGUUCUCAGAUCUCACUGCAAGAGGCUUGUUUAUGUAAGGUGAAAAAAUGUGGUCGUUAAUCGGAAGCCAGUUGAAAAUGCUAGUAAACAGGACUUUUAAAGAGGUUAACUUUCCAGGAAUCCCCUUGCUACUGCAGACGUGCAAUGCAACCAAGAAAGCAGGUGGUCAGGCCAGAAAGCAAGGCAAAAAUAGAAGAGGGAAAAGACGAGGUGUAAAGAAACUGGAUGGUUGUCAUGUAAAGGCAGGGCAAAUUCUAGUGAGACAGUUAGGUUAUAAAUUUCAUCCUGGAAAAAAUGUUGGUUAUAGUCGAGAUCACACUCUCUUUUCAUUAUGCGAAGGUUAUGUGAAAUACACGCGGGAACUCUUGGAGCUAAACCCAAUUAAGCUUCCUCGCCGACCCCUAGAUUACGCUGAGAGGAAAUUCAUAAACGUUAUAGAGAGACCAAAAAGUAGAAAACUCAUUUGUGUCAAUGAACAUGAGAUGUCAACAAAUGUCAAGAAUGAUGUUUGAUUAAUGAUUAAGUGAAUUCGUUAGUUUGUACAUUAUUAAAUUUUAAAAUUCUUGUGUUAUAACAGUGAAA
Rhopilema esculentum is the source of this 623-nucleotide messenger RNA. NCBI's taxonomy places the organism in Eukaryota, Metazoa, Cnidaria, Scyphozoa, Rhizostomeae, Rhizostomatidae. The record is from RefSeq and is a predicted model, not a curated record.